Fusarium keratoplasticum is the source of this 1482-nucleotide messenger RNA. RefSeq lists its product as uncharacterized. Gene Ontology annotation, biological process: carbohydrate metabolic process. Bases 1 to 1482 code for a protein of 493 amino acids. NCBI's taxonomy places the organism in Eukaryota, Fungi, Ascomycota, Sordariomycetes, Hypocreales, Nectriaceae. The record is from RefSeq and is a predicted model, not a curated record. Gene Ontology annotation, molecular function: hydrolase activity, hydrolyzing O-glycosyl compounds. The transcript is spliced from 8 exons.
AUGACAGUGAAACUCUUGACCACACUGGUCUUUGCCGCCUGCGCAAGCGCCAAGUGGAUCGUUCCCGGCGCUAGAUGGCUCGACACUGAUGGCAACAUCUUCAACGCUCAUGCAGGAGGUCUGUGUGUUGACCAAGAGAGCGGUAGAUUCUACUGGUUUGGUGAACACAAGACCCAAGGCCAGGAGGAGGGUGGCGGCAUCUCUGUCUACAGCUCUGAUGAUCUCGCCACGUGGACAUCACACGGCCUCGCUUUGAAGCCUGUCGAGGACCACCCUUACAUCUCCCCCCACAGCGUCAUCCAACGCCCCAAGGUCUUGUACAGCGAAGAAACGGGCAAAUACCAUAUGUGGUGGCACGCCGAUGAUAGCAAGUAUAGUCUGCUCCUCCAGGGACUUGCUACUUCCGACAAGAUCGCCGGGCCAUACAAGUUUGACCACGCUGCCGCCCCUCUCGGAAACUGGUCUCAGGACUUUGGUGCCUUUACCGAUUACAAGACAGGAGAGUCGUAUUCCCUCUACUCCAAUGGCGAUCGUGUCGAGGGCCGCGACGUCUACAUCAGCAAGUUCAACAAAGACCUCACAGAGGUCGAGGAGGUCACCUACCGCUUCAACAAGUAUGACUUUGAGGCGCCUACCAUUAUCCAGACCGACAAGAGCUACUGGACCUUGAUGAGCCACAAGACUGGCUACCGCCCUAACAAUGUUGUGGCUAUGCGAGCCGACAAGCUUGAGGGUCCUUGGUCACAACCCUUCUUCGUCUCUCCCGCCUACACUCGAACUUUCAGCACUCAAUCCGGCUUCUCUUGGAGAAUCAAGGGUACUAAGAAGACUACCUACCUUUACAUGGCCGACCAGUGGGAUUUGCUAUCUCUCUGGGAGAGCCGCAAUGUUUGGCUACCCAUUGAGAUCGACGAGGACGACCGCAGCCUCAAGGUUGUUUGGCACGACAUUUACGAUCUCAACGUUAAAACCGGCGAAUGGAAGCCCGUCAAGGGAAAGACAUAUGUCUCGAAGCAAGCAAAGCUGGCUGGAGAUGCUCAUCUCCAAGAAGCUACCUUUGGAAGCGACCAUGUUAUCGCGACAGGCAUCUAUGGCAACGAUAGCACCGCCACCUUUACCGUGAAUGGAGAGGGCCAAGACCAAUGGGUCUCCUUCUAUCAUCAGAACAUUGACGACAUGGGUUUCGGUGACCAGCCCAUGGGCGCACCCGAUCGCAUCAACGGCACCUGGCAGAUCCGCCGCAUCAGCAGCGUCGUCGUCAACGGCGAGACCGACAAGGUCCACACGCUCUAUCAGAAGGAUACCCACAAGGGUAUCCUCUUGUCCACUCCUCUUCUCCUUCCCCUCAAGAAGGGCAAGAACACAAUCACUGUUGGAGGUCUGCACAACGGCUUCGAUUACAAGGGCGCGGAUCUUGAUCGCAUUGUUGUUUAUCCUCCCGAGAAGAAGAAGGGAAAGCGUAGCCACGCUCGAUGGUUUUAG